This is a messenger RNA of Gadus macrocephalus (Pacific cod), 3226 nucleotides long. It is a transcript of the gene hps1, whose product is annotated as HPS1 biogenesis of lysosomal organelles complex 3 subunit 1. Gene Ontology annotation, cellular component: BLOC-3 complex. Gene Ontology annotation, biological process: vesicle-mediated transport; melanosome assembly. The transcript is spliced from 17 exons. NCBI's taxonomy places the organism in Eukaryota, Metazoa, Chordata, Actinopteri, Gadiformes, Gadidae. The record is from RefSeq and is a predicted model, not a curated record. Gene Ontology annotation, molecular function: guanyl-nucleotide exchange factor activity. The coding region runs from base 601 to 2646 and encodes 681 amino acids.
CAGAAGUAUUCGCAGUGUCACAUGACUGCAGUUUGUUGAACCAAACUACCAUCUGAUACUGUUGUGUUGAAGGAAUGCUGCUCUUCGCAAAGUUCCUGAAUGGUGGUUAACUUUUGCAGAAUAGCGAUAUCGGAUGUUGCUGCAGCCUGCUUGGAUCCAAGAUUUAGGACAUAUGAAGUUAGCUGAUCGAUUGUGUUUCGAUCAAUUCAGAACUGCAGAUAGAUAGAAAGAAAGGGGAGCAUCAGGAUAGUUCGUGUGGUCGGCGAGCUGCGAUAAAUACUUCAAUGGGACCUCGGAAUGGAUUGUUGUCCGCAAAGUAUACUCUUUUUUAUAUGCAAUAUUCACACUAAUUCCGUUUAUUAAGCUACGCACGGCUAUGUUUUUCGUUAAGGUUAGUAAAUAUUUAAAUUUCAGAAUGAGCACUUCGAACUGUUUUUCCAAAUAGCCUUUUAUUGUGUUUUUUCUUGAUAGAAACUAAAUAGUUUUUGAAUUGCAUUCAAGCUUUGCAAUGGAUCUAAACGUAUUCAACAAUUGAAGACUGGACCCAGUAGGCCUAUAGGCUAGUAGCCUAAUCAGAGCAGGAGUGCGUCUUCAGGCGAGAUGAAGUGUCUGCUGAUAGCGAGUGAGAGCGCGGAGGUUCUCUUCUACUGGACCGACCCGGAGUUCAGGCAGAAUGUCCAGGACCAGUACGCAGCGUCCCAGGAGGAGGGCCAGAGGCCCCCAGCGUUUGAGGACAGCCUGAACACUCUGUUCGCUCCCAUCAUCAUCUCCUGCAGCACCAUGGUCGACCGGCUGGGUGACAGCUACGCCUGCUUCACCACCGAGAACCAACACAACUACGUCUUGCAUCAGUUCGAUGAGUGUCUUUACAUCGCCGUGAACGGAGACGGCCAGGAAUGUGAGGACGACCUGAGGAGGAAGAUCUACGUGAUGAAGAAGAUGAUCGAAGUCCUCUUCGGCAUGGUGAACCUCAGCAGUAACCUGCUCCGUAAAGAACUGCGUCCUCAAGACACGGAGCAGAGGACCGGACUGUGGAAGCACCUCCAGGGUCUACUGGAGACCUACAGCCGGCUCCGGGAGAACGACCAGAGCUUCUUAGUGGAGGCGGUGGAGCGGCUGAUCCACCCCACGCUGUGCGAGCAGUGCAUCGAGUUCCUGGAGCGCCGCCUGCUGCCGGCGCUGAACAGCAGCUCCGAGCGGAACGGAGAGGAGGUCCUCCACUCCUUCAUCCUGGUGCACACCAAGCUGCUCGCCUUCUACUCCAGCCGGAACACCAGCACUCUGAGCCCGUCUGACCUGCUGGCUCUCAUCAUCAUGACGCAGAGCAUGUACCCCUCCAACACUGACCAGGAAGACCAUGGCCCAGAGGAUGUGGAAAGUGUGUCGGUUUCGGGUCUGGAGAUGUUUUACACACCACAGCCCUCGCCUACCAACAGAAGCUCCAGUGGUUCAGAAAGGACAGCAAGAGAGGACACUCCUAUGUUUGAGUUUGUGGAUCCAGACAUACAGAUAGCAGAGGACAGCCUCAUCACCCUGGAGAUCUCGCCCCCGGACCCCUUGGCCCCCACCAGAGUGUUCCUGGAGGUGUCCCUCAAGGACGGCUUGUAUCCCAUGAUGCCUCACUCCAUGUACUGCCGGCCGCUCUGGCCCGGGAUCACUCUGGUGCUGCUCACCAAGAUCCCCAACAGCAGCGUGGCCAUGUCGGUGUACUCCUACCUGGAGGCCUUCGCCAAGCUGGAGAAGCGUCUGAGCGAGGGCCAGGAGGGCCCAGCCGCUGCCAGGGGCCAGCCCACCGUCCACGACCUCCGCAGCAAGCUGGACAAGUUCAUCAAGGCCCUGGGGCCCUGCGACAUCCAGACGUCUCAGUUGCAGAAUGUGUGGUCGGAGUUCAAGAAGCGAGCCUUCACCAGAGGGGGCCCAGGCUUCACCAGAGAGCUCAUCCCUUGGUGUAAGAGCAUGAAGACCCAGCUGUGUGGGGUCUACAAGCAGUGCUUCCUGAACGCGACCACCAGGGGAGCCGACGCGCCCCAGCGCCUCUCCCCCGCCCUACAGGAACUCGCUCAGGCCAUGGUUCAGGAGAAACUAAUGGACUGGAAGGACUUCCUGUUGGUUAAGAGCAAGAGAAACAUCACCAUGGUGUCGUACCUGGAGGACUUCCCCGGCCUCGUCCACUUCAUCUGCGUGGAUCGAUCCAGCGGGCAGAUGAUCGCCCCGUCCCUCAACAUCACGGAGCGCAGCACCUCCGAGCUGGGGGGGGGCCCUCUGGCUCAGUUCAUCAGAGGAAAGGUGUGGGGUCUGGUCCGAACGGCGCGGCAGUACCUCCAGAAGGGCUACUCCACUGCCACGCUGCGUGACGGAGACUUCUACUUCUGUUACUUCCUCUGGUUUGAAAAUGAAACCGGCUACAAGUUAGACGAGGUGGACCUGCCUGUACUCCCCGAUGACUCCCCCCCCAUCGGAGUGCUGGCCCGGGACUAUUACAGGAAGCUGCUGCGCUACUACAGUAAGACCCACGCGGGGGAGGUGGUGAAGUGCUACGAGCUGCUGACCGUCCAUCUGGGGGUCAUCCCCACCGAGUACAUCCUCCAGCACUGCAGACAACUGGCCAGCAAGCUGUGGGAGCCCUCCCGCAACCCCCUCCUGUAGAGGGCGGCCGCAGGCUCAGGCACAGGCACGCCCUAGUGGAAGCCUACUCCUGUGGAGAAGCACGCACACGCACACACGCAUGCACCCACGCGUACACACACACACACACGUGCAUUAUGUGCAUUUAUGGUAAGGAACGCAUGCGCACGCAGGCAUAAAUGCAAUUCCCUUCCUUAAAUGAAACAUACCCACAUGCAGGUAUGCAACCCCCUUUGGAAAGAAAGAUAUAAACCAGCAAGCAUGUUUACAAUCACAUCUGCAGCCCAUUCUUAGACAUGCAUUUGUUCCCUGCCAGAAACACAUUUCUAUGUAUUCUAUCAUGUCAUGUUGAAGGAUAGUUCAAAGAAUUUUUUUUAUGUGAAAAUAAUUUUAUGGUUCUAUGAAGGCUGUGACCAAAAAUGGUUUAUUGAUAUCACUUUAAAGUGAUUUGAAGGUACAGAUUUGACCACUUUGAACACUGUUGGGCACUAUCAAUUAUAUUGACUACUAUUUUGUUUGUGUAUUCCUGAUUGUUGAUGAAUGAUUGUUUUCUAUUGUAUCAUAUUUAUUAGCAAUACACUAAAUGUAUUUUGAAUCUGGA